Meriones unguiculatus (Mongolian gerbil) is the source of this 2225-nucleotide messenger RNA. It is a transcript of the gene Tssk6, whose product is annotated as testis specific serine kinase 6. Gene Ontology annotation, biological process: microtubule cytoskeleton organization; intracellular signal transduction; protein phosphorylation. Bases 210 to 1031 code for a protein of 273 amino acids. Gene Ontology annotation, molecular function: tau-protein kinase activity; ATP binding; protein serine/threonine kinase activity. Gene Ontology annotation, cellular component: cytoplasm. Lineage: Eukaryota; Metazoa; Chordata; Mammalia; Rodentia; Muridae. The transcript has a single exon. The record is from RefSeq and is a predicted model, not a curated record.
CCCAAGGCCGAGUGACGCCCGCAGUCACUUCACAAGGCAGAAAUUGUUACCCGGGCAAUAAAAGUCAUCGCGGCUGUAGGGCUUUGGGAGUGGGCACAUGGGGGCACGGGGGUGCAGGUGCCAAGCACCAUGGGUUAGGCCCGAGAUCGGAGUCCGGCCGCCCCCCGACAGCAGCCGCCUCCUGCUCCCCGCGCGCCCCGGGCGCCACCAUGUCGGGCGACAAGCUCCUGAGCGAACUUGGCUAUAAGCUAGGUCGCACGAUAGGUGAGGGCAGCUACUCCAAGGUGAAGGUGGCCACCUCCAAGAAGUAUAAGGGGACGGUGGCCAUCAAGGUGGUGGACCGCCGGCGGGCGCCUCCAGACUUCGUCAACAAGUUCCUGCCUCGAGAGCUGUCCAUCCUGCGGGGAGUACGGCACCCGCACAUCGUGCACGUCUUCGAGUUCAUCGAGGUGUGCAACGGGAAGCUGUACAUCGUGAUGGAGGCAGCAGCCACCGACCUGCUGCAGGCAGUGCAGCGCAACGGGCGCAUCCCGGGGUCGCAGGCGCGCGAACUCUUCUCGCAGAUCGCUGGCGCCGUGCGCUACCUGCACGACCACCACCUGGUGCACCGCGACCUCAAGUGCGAAAACGUGCUGUUAAGCCCUGACGAGCGCCGAGUUAAGCUCACGGAUUUCGGUUUCGGCCGUCAGGCGCACGGCUACCCAGACCUGAGCACCACCUACUGCGGCUCGGCCGCCUAUGCGUCACCUGAGGUGCUCCUGGGCAUCCCCUACGACCCCAAGAAAUACGACGUGUGGAGCCUGGGCGUUGUGCUCUACGUCAUGGUCACCGGGUGCAUGCCCUUCGACGACUCGGACAUUGCUGGCCUGCCCCGGCGCCAGAAGCGCGGCGUGCUCUACCCGGACGGACUCGAACUGUCGGAAAGAUGCAAGUCCUUGAUUGCCGAGCUGCUACAGUUCAGCCCGUCCGCCCGGCCCUCGGCGGGCCAGGUGGCGCGCAAUGGCUGGCUGCGGGCCGGGGACUCCGGCUAGGAGCCGGGGUUCUCGCUGUUCCCGCCGCACCAGGCCCUGAGCCAGGGCGGCGCAUGCGCGACGAGCGAAGUCGCCGCGCGCCACUGCGCACGCGCCCUGUCCCUACCCCUUCCCCCACGGCGGCGACCCACAGAGGCCCGCUGUAGGAUUCUGAUUCCUCCCGCACAACCUGAUUGCUGGAGGGCGCACACGCACCCUCGAUUUCUGGCGAGAAGGCGCCGGGAGGGGCGCAAAGAGAAGAGAGAGAAGCAUUGCGCCUGCGCGGAAUGAGCUCCUGCUGCGCGGUGCGUGGCCGCGGCCCAGAGAAGCUGCGGUCCGGUAGUGCAAGCCAAGCUCCUGCUUGGAACCUGCAAUAAAUUCGCUCUUCCUCGCAAGCGGCUUUAGCGGUGGAACCUUGUCACUGAGCGGGGGAGGGGGGGUGAGGGGGAGAGGGAAAGGUUCAGCACUUUGGAGAAAGGCGUGUAUAUAGUAUUUCUAGCGUCAGACUUGAAAAAGGGAGUGGGGAGAUUCGAACACUGUUCUUUCAGGUCCCUGAACUGGACAAAUUUUUAAAGGUCCUAUAGUCGUCCCCCCGGAUGUGAUGAUGCUCGACUUGGGAUCAGCGGGAGGAGAGGAGGUGACUGCUUGCAGGAACAUUUACAGAUGUGGAAACGGGCCAACACAAGGGUCAGUUGUGCAGAAACAGCUGUGGUUUGUACUCAGGUCUCUUGAGACAGGGAGCCCUGGGUGAUGGCACUUUCCCUGUGGGAACAGAAGUCAUGAUCCUGUUUCUCUGCUUAAAAAGCUGCUUGAGCCCACAGCCCGUGCCGGCCAGGGGUCCAUCUGAGAUUGUGCCUGGCUCAGAAGGGCAGAGCCCUGGAGAAACUCCCAGAAGUCAAGUGUGCACUUCAGAUCUCCACUGACUCCGUGCCCAUGCCAGGUGAGGUAGAGACCACAGAGCAACCACGGACUUCAGCCUCAGAUUACUCUGUAUGAGUGCAGGGCGUGUGUGUUGGGGGUAAGGUAGGGGGAGAGAGGAGAGAUGGCAUUUCUUCCAGAGGACCUGAUGAGUUCAGUCCUAACGCCCACGUGGACAGUUGCUUGCAACAGCUCCAGGCAGUCUUGUUGCCCUCUCCUGGUCCCCACAGGCACCACACACACUCAGCACACACUCUAGACACAUGCCUUUGCACACAAAUAAAAAUUAAAAUAUUG